CUUCCGCCCGAUUGUAGCUGAGAUAGGCUCAAGCGCCCCCCGUGACCCAUAAGCGGUAGAAAAUGGAUGGAUGGAUGGAUGAUCUAAAAAUUAAACUGUCCGACUACCACAAUUUAUACUCGAUUUAACAUGUUUUAUGUUAGUGUUUCUUAAAGCCGCAAAGUUCCCAUUUCAAAUGACUAUAGUUGUGUGUCAUGUCUGUGAUCUGCUCCUGAUUUUCAUAAUUUUUGCCAGGGGUUGUAUGCUUACCUGUAUAACUUAGCUUAACAUGAAUGACAUGAGGUAAGCAAAGGUAAAUACCAAAGUGUCCCUUGUAUUCCUUAAUAAAACAUGAACAUUCCCACCUUAAUACAUGUGUUUUAGUCGUUAGUCUUCCCAUUAGGCACAAACUGUAAAUCUUUGACUGAAUCACAUAACUGUUGAGUGAGUUGAUCACCUCAGACUGCAAGAGGGUUGCUCUUCAGACUAUCACCACAUUCCUAAUGACAAAGUCAAACAGGACCAGCAUAAGAGUGGUCUGUAGGAUUAAGGAUUAGUUCUUCACUUUUCAUACGCACACACGAAUGAUGACGACACAAUCAACCAGCAAUCCAUCCCCACAAAGCUUUGUCACAGCGGACUAUGUGGUCUUUGCUGCAAUGCCCUUGAUCUCCAUGGCCAUAGGACUCUAUCAGGCCCUGAAGAAGCAGCCAGAGAAUGCAAACACUGACGACUUCUUCACCGGCGGUCGCAGUUUGCCAGCGGUGCCCGUCGGACUCUCCCUCUGCGCCAGCUUUAUGUCGGCCGUCCAGGUUUUGGGAGGUCCAUCAGAAUCUUUUCGCUUUGGUUUCAAAUUCAUCUACAUGUGCCUCGGCCAGACCAUCAACACUCUGCUGACGGCCUACCUGUUCCUGCCCGUUUUCUUCCGCCUUCGUAUAAAAAGCACCAAUCAGUAUCUGAAGAUUAGGUUUGGAAGAGGGAUGCAGCUGCUCGGCAGUUUCCAGUUUCUUUUGGCCACAGUGCUUUACACAGGCGUUGUCAUCUAUGCACCAGCACUGAUCCUCAAACAAGCUACUGGACUCAAUAUGUGGCUGUCUAUUUUCUCGACUGGAAUCAUCUGCACCCUGUACACAACACUGGGGGGCAUAAAAGCUGUGAUCUGGACUGAUGUGUUCCAGAUCAUUGUCAUGGUUUCAGGCUUUGUGGCCAUUUUGGUCCACGGCACACUUCUUGUUGGUGGUCCCGCAGUGGUACUGGAAAUUGCCAACAACGGAUCGCGGCUUAAUUUUAACGAUUUUGACUUCGAUCCACGACGGCGUUACACCUUCUGGAGCUUGUCUGUGGGGGGUGCAUUUGUUUGGCUGUCCAUGUAUGGAGUAAACCAAGCUCAAGUGCAGCGUUACAUCUCCUGCCGAACAGAGAAAGACGCCCAGUGGGCAUUAUUUGUCAACCAGUUGGGCCUUUACCUAAUUGGAGGCAGUGCAAUAGCCUGCGGCAUCGUCAUGUUUGCUUAUUAUAGCAACUGCGAUCCACUGAAGGCCGGCAUAUUGUCUUCACCUGAUCUAUACGUGCCAUACUUUGUGCUGGAUAUAUUCAGGAACUAUCCUGGCUUUCCGGGUCUUUUCCUGGCCUGCGCAUACAGCGGCACGUUGAGCACAGUUUCCACGAGUAUCAACACGAUGGCUGCAGUAACAAUGGAGGACAUCUUACAACCUCAUCUGCUCCACAUGAACCAGAAGAAGCAGAUCCUUCUUUCCAAAGGACUAUCCCUCGUCUAUGGAACUGCAUGCAUGAUUGUAGCCGCUCUAUCCUCUUUGCUGGACUGGGGAGUUCUUCAGGGGUCGUUUACUGUCAUGAAUGUAAUCGGUGGUCCAUUACUGGGCGUGUUCAUCUUGGGGAUAUUUGUUCCUGCAACAAACAGACUGGGGGCAUUCUUAGGAUUAUCAGUGGGUUUCUGUGUGUCUCUGUGGCUGGCUGUUGGUUCUAUUCUCUACCCGCCCAGCGAGGCGACCAAGGGUGUGCUGCCAAGUUACGUGGACCAGUGUGAACCUGGAAUCCUGAAUUACACUCAACAUCAUCUACAUUCCAUCUCAACGCCACUUCUCCCUGACAACCCCAGGGGCCUGCAUGGUUUCUACGCCAUAUCCUAUCUCUAUUUUGGUGUCGUAGGAACAAGCGUGGUUGUCCUAGUUGGGAUCUUUGUGAGCUUUGCAUCAGGACCAACAAAGAGAGCUGAUCUUAAAGAUGGUUUAUUGUGGUGGGACCUGGGUAAAAAGCGGGAGGCCACCCUGGCAGAAUGCAAGGUUCCACAAAGUCUACAGCUUGUGCCUUUGAAAGAAGCUGCACACGCAUGAUGAAAAAUGUUUGGAAUAUUAAGGCCCCAUCUCCAACUGUAACAAGAUAUGUUGUUCCUAGUAAAAUUCUUAUUCAUCAUGUGAGUUUCUUUAACAGGCCACCUCUACAAAAU
This is a messenger RNA of Nerophis lumbriciformis (worm pipefish), 2446 nucleotides long. The record is from RefSeq and is a predicted model, not a curated record. NCBI's taxonomy places the organism in Eukaryota, Metazoa, Chordata, Actinopteri, Syngnathiformes, Syngnathidae.